Molecule: messenger RNA, 2012 nt
Organism: Lycium ferocissimum
Lineage: Eukaryota; Viridiplantae; Streptophyta; Magnoliopsida; Solanales; Solanaceae
Product: tRNA (guanine(26)-N(2))-dimethyltransferase 1-like
Biological process (GO): tRNA N2-guanine methylation
Cellular component (GO): nucleus
Molecular function (GO): RNA binding
Source: RefSeq, a predicted model, not a curated record
AUGGCCAGUGAGGUGAAAAAUGGAGAUGAAGAGAAGCAGUUGAAAGACACUUCAUUUGAUGUCAAUGAUUACAGCUUCAUCAAAGAAGGAGAAGCCCAGAUUCUCAUGCAUCCUACAAAUAAUGUCUUUUACAACAAAACCCAGGUGAACAACAGAGAUAUGUCUAUUGCUGUUUUGAGGACUUUUAUAUCACAACGCAAGCUGGAGCACGAAGCAAUGUUGGCCAGACAAGCUAAGACUGACCCUAAGGUACCAGAUGAAUCAAUUCCUGUGGAACCUCCAGCUGAUUCUGUCCAGCAUAAUGGAAUAUCCAAUGAUGGAUGUGAACUCUUGGAAGAUAUGUCCCGAGAUGAACCAUCUAGUAUUUCAGAUGUGCAAACCAGAAACCUAAGGCGAAAAGACCUAGAACUAAAGCCAGCACGAGUUCUUGAGGCUCUUUCAGCUUCUGGAUUGAGGGCUUUAAGAUAUGCACGUGAAGUAGAAGGAAUUGGUCAAGUCGUGGCCCUUGACAAUGAUAAAGUCUCUGUUGAAGCUUGCAGGAGAAACAUAAGAUUCAACGAUUCUGUUGCAUGCUCAAAGCUGGAAUCCCACCUUGUUGAUGCUCGAGUUUAUAUGCUUACCCACCCCAAAGAAUUUGAUGUGGUUGAUCUUGAUCCUUAUGGAUCGCCAUCUGUGUUCUUGGAUUCUGCUGUUCAAUCAGUUGUAGAUGGGGGGAUAUUAAUGUGUACUGCUACUGAUUUGGCGGUGUUAUGUGGGGGAAAUGGAGAAGUAUGCUAUUCCAAAUAUGGCUCGUAUCCAUUGAGAGGGAAAUAUUGCCAUGAAAUGGCUUUGCGGAUCCUUCUUGCCUGCAUUGAGAGUCAUGCAAAUCGGUACAAACGGUAUAUUGUUCCAGUAUUAUCUGUUCAUGUGGACUUCUAUGUCCGCGUUUUUGUUCGUAUAUAUAGUUCAGCAAGUGCUAUGAAGAAUACUCCUCUGAAGCUCUCGUAUGUAUAUCAGUGUACCGGUUGCGAUUCUUUCCAUCUUCAGCCAGUCGGGAGGACUAUCUCAAAGAAUAACAGCCUCAGAUAUCACCCUGCAUUUGGCCCUGCUGUUCCUCAAGAUUGCAGUGAUUGUGGUAAAAAAUUCAAUAUGGGUGGACCCAUAUGGUCUGCGCCCAUCCAUGAUCAAGAAUGGGUAGCUGCCAUACUUGCUGAUGUGAAAUCUAUGAAGGAGCAGUAUCCAGCUUAUGAUCGAAUCUGUGCUGUGUUGACUUCAAUUUCAGAGGAAUUACCUGAUGCUCCUCUAUUUCUGAGUUUGCACAAUAUAUCUGCAACACUGAAAUGCACUUCUCCCUCAGCAGUUAUGUUUCGCUCUGCUGUAACCAAUGCAGGAUAUCGUACAUCAGGGACUCAUGUGAAUCCUUUGGGAUUGAAAACAGAUGCGCCUAUGCAUACCAUUUGGGAUAUCAUGCGUUGCUGGGUCAAAAAUCAUCCCGUGAAAGCUCAAGCAUCUAACCAUCCUGGAAGUGUGAUUCUUGCCAAGGAACCUAUUCUGCAGGCUAAUUUUGCUCAGACUGCUGCAUCCCUUAGCAAGGCAAAGGUCAAGAAGGUUGCUCGUUUCCUUCCUAAUCCCGAAAAGCAUUGGGGCCCAAAACUCAGGGCAAGUCCACAGAUUACCGAGAGGAUUCUGAAAAUGCUUGUAGGAAUCAGGAGGUAGAUAUUUCGUUUGUGUCCCUUUUUUGAAUCUUAAAGGAGCAUGGUGUUGUAUUCUCAAAAGGUGCACUACUUUUGAAGGAUCGGGCAUGCACCCGGUGACAUUUUUUAAGAGUCCGAGCAACAUAGCUAAUUUCUUUGUAAAAUUAUUCUUCCUUUCCAUUCGUUUUCUCAAGAAAAAGGAGUACUACCAUGUAAAAUAGCUAACCCUAUUGUCAUACUGGCAAUAGUUGUUAUGACUUGAUCCAUGUUGUUUCAGCUGCUAAGCUGCACUAACUGUUGUUUCCAACAAAUGAGAGAAAAGAAGAUUUCAAACCUUGA